Haliotis rufescens (red abalone) is the source of this 6172-nucleotide messenger RNA. Its product is annotated as leucine-rich melanocyte differentiation-associated protein-like. Bases 10 to 771 code for a protein of 253 amino acids. NCBI's taxonomy places the organism in Eukaryota, Metazoa, Mollusca, Gastropoda, Lepetellida, Haliotidae. Gene Ontology annotation, biological process: melanocyte differentiation. The record is from RefSeq and is a predicted model, not a curated record. Gene Ontology annotation, molecular function: protein binding. The transcript has 7 exons.
GUAGCCAAAAUGGCGGACGUAAACGAUGAACAAGUGCCCGCGGAGAACAGUGAGGAUGUUGUAGAGACAGAGGCAGAGGAAUCGACACACUAUAUGUUUGAAGAUGGACAGUUAUCCUGUCUCGGACAAGACGUUGAAGAAAUCCCUCAGGCGGCUAUAGAUGACUAUGCCAAAGUGACACGGAGAUUAGAUCUCAGCUUUAACAGAUUACAGAGAAUCGAUGGAAUAGUACAUUUUUCAAGUCUUGAAGAACUGGUGCUGGACAACAAUGAGCUCAAUGACAACCUGAAGUUUCCCAAGAUGACGUCACUGCACACACUAACAUUAAACAAGAAUAAGAUUACCAACCUAGAUGGACUUCUAGAUAACUUGAAAUCUCAGCUUCCGCAACUGACCUAUCUGAGUCUACUUGGCAACACAGCUUGUCCAAACCAGCUCUCCUGCUCCGAUAAGGAUGAAGAGGAUUAUCAGAGAUACAGGUACUUUGUGCUGUAUCAGCUUCCCGGACUCAAGUUCCUGGACUCCACGUCUGUCAAGCCAAGUGAAAUAACCGAAGCUGAGAGAGUUGGGCCUUUCAUGAGGGUUGUCAAACUACAGAGCUCGGAGGAGGUGAGCUCCUCUUCACAUGAGGAUGACCGUUCCGACUACACCCCUCUACCACAGAAGGCCAGGGACCCAGAGCAGCAUGCAGGAACAUUCGGAAAGAGCAAGUACAUAUACUAUGGGCGCCACUCAGAAGGAAACAGGUUCAUAAGGAAUAAUGACCUCUGACCUUCAACCGGACAUGCCAGGACCAUGCAAACGAAAUCAGUGUGAAUCAGUACUGCUGCCACAAGUAGAUUGAUUACAGGGUUGUAAAUGUAACGACUGACGACCUCAAGCAUUGCUAUGUUUUGUACUAUAAGCAUAUUGAAUCAAAUUUAAUGUUUAGAUUUUGGAUUGAUACUAGGCAAUCUGCUUAUUUAUUGCUGAUGUUUUAUCGUAUAUCGCUGUGUAUAAAGCGAGUUUUUCGUAGUUUUACAGCAGCCAUGGUCAGAUUGCUGCUAUUGAUAACCUUGAAACGAACUUUAGUGGAUAGAGAAAUUAUAUAUAUAUCAUAAAUGCUAUACAUUGACUCUUUGAAAGUCUUAUUUAUUAUAGUUUGACUUUUAUAUGUCAACAGAAAACUUUCACUAUCACGAGCGCAGGAGCAUCAACGGUAAUGGGUCAAAUUGUUUCAUACUAAAAAAUAGCAGUAGAGAUCAGCUGUUAUUAAUUUAUUUCAAAUAUAUAUAGUAAAGCUGCAACUAAAAUAACAUGAUAUUGGAAUAAAUUAUUCCUGAUAAAAUAAUAGUUUCACAUACAAUUCUUCCGAUUAUAGUAUCAAAAUUCUUUAAAGUUAUAUUAUUGAGUAAUUUCUAACCGAAUCACCGGACGAUUCCAAGAAAUCAUGUGUGCAGCUGAUGGCUGCUUCCGGCUUAGUUUCCGAGUCAAUACACUCAGCAAUCUUAAUCACGGCUUAUAAAACAAUUCCUAUCAGAACAGGAAAUACAAUUUAAUCGGUAAAUCAUGAUGUCUAGUGAUGUUUUCUCAAAUUUAAAAUUUAUAUUGAUCAAGUUUAAUUGUUAUGAUCUGUUCGUUGCCCUGAAUUCGCUGAAGUGAUACGAUGUAAAUCUUUUCUGCGGAAGACAGACAUGUUUUUUUUGCAAAUAUAGGGAUUAUGUAUAUGUUGGUGAUGUGCUUCAUUCUGAUUCACUUUAUAGACUGUGUAUACAUAUUAGCAUCGAGUAUACAAUUUAGCAUAGAUUUUGAAGGCUUGUUCAGGGGGUGGCUAUAUAGACGGCGAUAUACGGUAUAUUAUAUCUCAUUCUUUUGUAUAUUCUAUGCUUAUUACCUGUAUUACUGGUUGGAUAAGUAUUUCAUUCUUUAAAUUCAUAAGUGGACUCGCUAUCAGUAUAAGUAUUAGGGCUGGGAUGGGUUACUCGGGUACGCGGUUGGGUACUGAGUAGGACCAAGGUACCCAUAGGACUACCCGGACCCGUGGUUAGUCGCGUGAUAUAUUGUUUAAUGACAAAAAUUAUCUAGAACUCUAUGGUAACUCUACAAGUUACUAAUCUUCGUAUUUCUUUCUGACUAUGCACCCAUUCCUUGGGACCUUUCAUAUGGUUGAUUAAAGAUAUAACUGAACUUCAGUGUAUGCAUGACGAGAUCAUUUGAUACAUAUAUCUAAAUACUUUUUGCAAGUGCUGUGGUAACAAAAUUCCCAAUAGGACAUUUUGUAUCUCUUGACACCUACAGCGUGUACCCGGGUAGGGACGGGUAAUAGGGGGGUGGGUACCCGGGUAGUAAAUUUCGUCCUAGGCCUAAUAAGUAUCACUGAGACCAAAUGUGUUGUUAUUGUAAUGGUCCAUGGUUUGCCACAAGAAACGGUAGACAUUGCUUCUCCGAAACAUAUUCUGGUGCUUUGCAGAAGGUUCACUCUCUUCCAUUCCAUAUGGUGCUUGGUCUGUAAACUUAGCAUGUAAAUCUUUUCAUCUGCAGACACUAUGAUGACUCUACAACUGUAUGUUAGUGUGCACAGAUUUUAAUCAGUUAUUUUAUGUUUUCAACAUUUGUCAUGUGUCAGGAUUUUAUGGUGUAUCAUUACAUUACAAAUUUACACAUGACAAUACCAUACAUAAUACUCAUACCUAUGUAUUGAUGCAUGUCAUAUCUGGUUUGAUUUUCAGAAAAUAUUUAAUAUUUACAAAAUUAUGCCAUAACCCAGCAUGAUGUACUCAGAGUCCCCUUACUGCUUGGCACAAAACAAACUGCUAAGUCUAAAUGCAUGGUACCAUUUGAAUGGGCUUAGAUUAACCAAUCAUGCACGACCAACAAACUGCUUGAUGUCACAUCUACAUCAUGUACAUGGACAACAUGGUGAAUACACACAAAAACAGUGCAAAGUAUGUAUUGUGGUACAUAUCGUAUUGUUACUCACAUGUCAUGUAUUGAUAGGAGUACCAUGAUCCACUGUCAUUAAGGAGAUAAACGUUCUGUGCUGAGGUAAAUUUGAGAUAUGUUAUACCGGAUUGAUAGCCUCUAAAAUUUGUGUGAAACUGGACACGUAGUGUCAAUUCCGUAUUAGACCCCACACUGUUUGUCGCCAUGUACAUGGCAUGAGUGUCCCUAGCAGUGUUCCAUACAUUGCAUGAGUGUCCCUGGCGGUGCUCCAUACAUUGCAUGAGUGUCCCUUGCAGUGCUCCAUUUAUGACAUGAAUGUCCCUGGCGGUGCUCCAUACAUGACAUGAGUGUCCCUGGUGGUGCUCCAUACAUGACAUGAGUGUCCCUGGCGGUGCUCCAUACAUGACAUGAGUGUCCCUGGUGGUGCUCCAUACAUGACAUGAGUGUCCCUGGCGGUGCUCCAUACAUGACAUGAGUGUACCUGGCAGUGCUCCAUACUUGACAUGAGUGUCCCUGGCGGUGCUCCAUACAUGACAUGAGUGUCCCUGGCGGUGCUCCAUACAUGACAUGAGUGUCCCUGGUGGUGUUCCAUACAUGACAUGAGUGUCCCUGGCGGUGCUCCAUACAUGACAUGAGUGUACCUGGCAGUGCUCCAUACUUGACAUGAGUGUCCCUGGCAGUGCUCCAUACAUGACAUGAGUGUCCCUGGCGGUGCUCCAUACAUGACAUGAGUGUCCCUGGCGGUGUUCCAUACAUGACAUGAGUGUCCCUGGCAGUGCUCCAUACAUGACAUGAGUGUACCUGGCAGUGCUCCAUACAGUGAACAGCUUGAUCAGAUCAAGUCUCCUUUCUAAUGAUACUCAGACUCAAGUGUUCUGUGUUCAGUAUGGCGUACACAAUACAAAUAAGGGUUCACUUGUCAUAGAAAUCCAUUUUUCUAUCUCAGGUAGAUGUUUUUGAUGUUAUUCUGUGGAGAAAGAGCUCGAAUGCAUGAGUGGGAAGCAAAACCCAUUUGUAUUAGGGUGGGGCCAGACUAUAUUUUGAUUUACAUUUUUUUGGUUUAAGGGGUUGAUCCUUAGGUGGGAAAAUGAAAAGACGUGAGAUUUUUCUUUUGCAUGCAAGUUGUUUUACCAAGCUUCACUGUCACAGCUUCAUAUUAUGUAUGCAUGAUGUUUUGGUGGUGAAUACAUAAAUUUGCAUUCAGAAGAAUAAAAAAACAACUUUUUAGAUUAAUAUUUUGUUUUACAUUAUGUUUAUUUAUUGUUUAUGUAUUUUAUUUACUUUAUUGUUUUAACUGAUGUUUUUUUAAGUCUCUCCUGUCCUGCCCUGCCCACACUCGAAUGCAGGUUGCAAAACUUGGUAUCUCCUGCUAGUAAGUUUGUUUGAAGUGUACCUCUAGUCAUUCAGCAGUGAAUGGGUACCCAGUAGGCAGGAUGAGCGAGUUGAGUUGAGCUCAUUUCUUUUAUGCCAUAUGCUGUAUAAACUAUGAGUAGUAUGUGUACAUAUAUAUGCAAAUAUUCAAGUAAGAUAUUAACAUUGUUCCAUUUUAUAGCUGGAUUUAUUCAACAUGGAAAUAAAUAAUUUUCUCCUUGAAAUUUCUAGAUCUUAGUAUCUAUACUGAAAUCAGAUGAUUACCAUGUGUUGUCUGUAUUAAGUUUCUCAAACAGUCUUUAAACACGGUUCAUCUUUAUAAUUGUGUCAGUUUCUUAACUAAGAAUGUUACCUGCCUAUAUAGUAUUACUAUGAGUAUGUACAAUCUGUCAUGUUAUUAGCUUAUCUGCAUUAUAGUUGAUUCAGUGGAUAUGGUGUCUGUUCCUUAUCCACCAGCUGGUCUGUAAUGGUUGUUUGAUAAAAAUUAAGAAUGAACAAAAGUCAAUGCAGGUUUAAUAAACAACAAUCAUGCAGUUUGGCAAAGAUUCUAAUGAUGGCUACAACACACCAGAUAUCAGUGCACGUCUUAAAUGAUUUUGUCUAUACAUAUCACAAUGCUUAUUUCUUGUUCGAUAGUGAAGCUUUGAGUGUUUGUUUACGAUGAGUGUACUGGGACAGAGACCAUGAAGACCAAACUCCUGUAUAACAUGCUACAUCAUGUAUAUUUAAAUACCACAACAAUAUUUGUUUAUUUACCACUCAAGUUUUGAUAAUAGAUUUCUGAGUGUAAAGAGUGAAGACCGUUCUCAGGGUUAGAGAGUUUAUUUGUAUAGAAGGAUGAGAAGGCUGACGAAGACAAGACCCCUAACUAGUGGUCACACCACAACAGAUGUGGUGUACAAUGUUUACGUUGUGAUUAGCAGAUGGACAUGGAAAAUGUGAUGGUGUUUGGAAGGAAGUGAAAUGCAUAAUUAAGAAUUGACUUUCACUUAAUGCGAGUUCAUUGGAGUAUGAGCCUUCAUAGAGUGAGGGCCAAACUGUAUGAAUGUCGGAGCUAGCGACCAGGGAAGUAGUCCGUCAAUGUUGAUGUCAUUUCAAGAACACAUUCUCAUGAAAAACGUAUGAACGUCAAAUGAUGCAUUUUCUAAUGCUAAAGUUCCCAUUUCUACAACUACUUUGAGUAAAAUAACUGUAUGAAAGUACUCUGAUGAAAAGUUCAGUGGUAUAUGAACACUUUACUGUACUCAAGGUCUCUGUUGACAGGGAUGUGUGGGAACAUUUAUCUGUUUGAAAAAAUUAAAUUACUAAACAAGAUGUGUAUCUUGCAGCAGAUUGGUUGCAUUAUGACAAUGUAAUUAGUAUUUAAUGUUGAUUUGCAUGAACAAUCAUAUUCAUAACAACCCUGGACUCUGGUCAACAAAGCAAUCUUAGUGCCCAGAAGACGAUGUAAAAGAAUGAGAGUUAAGAUGGCCUAAGCACUAACAUUGCUUUCUGGAACAGGGUCCAGGUGUGCAGUCCCCUGACACACGGCAAUGAUUUUAGCAGAGUUUUGUCCCUUAGCUUUGUUGGUUUGAAUCCAGUUUCAAGAAAUUGUGCCUUAACAACUGCUAUUGACAAUGUUAGGAAAAUGUCCAUUUAGAUAGCAUGAGACAAAAAUGAAUUUUUCAAAUUAGAUAGAAUUUGGAUUACUCUUCAGUUAUUAAUGAAAUGAAGUUUUGGGAUUUUUAGUCAACCCAUUACUUUCCUUCUUGUUUUGUUUUACCAGAUGCUUUGAAUGGAUUUAGAGAAUGCUGGACAUGACUCAAAAUAAGACACAGGAAUCAUUCAAAAUCAUGUAAAUAUUUUGACACACGAACUUAAAUAAAUGGUUUGAUUUUGA